AUGGAGUCCCAAACAGCAUUGGUUAUAACUCUACUUCUACUCCUCUCUGUCCCAAUCAUCCUCAUUCCCCGCCUCAUACACUCUUCAAUCCAAUUCCUCAAAUGGCCUCGUAAACAAUCCAGCGAGAUCACCUCGCUACGCAUGUAUCCCAUCAAAUCAUGCCGAGGCCUAGAAGUGACCCAAACAAUUCUCAAAAGCCAUGGUCUCGACCUUGACCGUCGUUGGAUGUUAAUCGAUACAUCAACAAACAACUUCCUGACCAUCCGCCAAAUUCCGAACAUGACCCGCAUCGGCACAGCACUAAGUCCAGACGGCCAUGAACUGAUCAUCACCGUUCCCAAGUCUGGUCCUGAAACAGAAUCAGUGCACACUAUCCGUAUCCCGUCUCAUCCGACCCCGGACUGGCUCGCGGAAAAUACUCAUAUCGACCCCGUCCGAAUCUGGGAUGUCGAUACAGACGGGUACCGCUAUAGCGAAGCGAUUAAUGCUCCAUUUUCAGAAUUCCUCGGUCGCAACGUCGCCCUCGUCUACAAGGGUCCUACGCCUCGUAUUCUCAAAGGCAAUGGUGAUCCCAGUAUUCUGGGCCGUGUUCAAACGACUGGAUUCUCGGAUGUUCAUCCCGUGCUUAUUGCGUCGGAAAGUUCACUCAAAGAGCUCAAUCAGCGUUUAGAGAAGAAAGGCGUUGAUCCAAUUACGGUUGAGCGUUUCAGACCUAAUAUUGUGGUUAAGGGUGGGAAGGCGUGGAGUGAGGAUUCAUGGAAACUUGUUCGCAUUACGGGCUCGGGUGGGCCUGAUUCUACGAAGCCGCUUGAUUUGGAUAUUGUUGCGCGUUGUGCGCGCUGUCAGGUCCCGAAUGUUGAUCCGGAUACGGCCAGUAAGCAUAAGAAGCAGCCGUGGGAUAUGUUGGUGUCGUAUCGGAGGAUUGAUGAGGGUGUUAAGUAUAAGCCUUGCUUUGGAAUGUUGAGCGCGCCGCGGAAUGAGGGGGUUAUUGGGGUUGGGAUGAGGUUGGAGGUUUUGGAGGAGACGAGUGAACAUCGAUAUAUGGCGGGAUUUUAG
This is a messenger RNA of Penicillium salamii, 1056 nucleotides long. Lineage: Eukaryota; Fungi; Ascomycota; Eurotiomycetes; Eurotiales; Aspergillaceae. The record is from the annotation of a GenBank genome assembly.